Chrysemys picta bellii (western painted turtle) is the source of this 1495-nucleotide messenger RNA. Lineage: Eukaryota; Metazoa; Chordata; Testudines; Emydidae. The record is from RefSeq and is a predicted model, not a curated record.
AUGGAUCUUAAUUACGGAACCACACUUCUGAAGGACAACGAAGCCAUCAAUUCUCGUUGGAAAGAACGUUUUGACGAUCUCCUUAACCGUAAUUCUAUGGUUGUAGAUGAAGUUCUUGAGCAAAUCCCUCAACGACCAUUUAGGGACGAGCUCGGAGACCCUCCCAGUUUGUAUGAGGUACACGAUGCCACCAUGCAGAUGAAGAACAACAAGGCAGCAGGUCUAGAUGGGAUCCCCGCUGAAAUCUUCAAAAACGGUGGACCAGAGCUAAUUCACCAGCUUUACCUGCUUAUCCUUAAAAUCUGGAUAAAGGAGGAGAUACCUGGUGAAAUGAGGGAUGCCUUGAUGGUCACCCUCUUCAAGAAAGGGGAUAAAGUGGAUUGUGGAAAUUAUCAUGGCUCAACUGCAGAACGGAAUUUUUCAGCUCAUAGACUCCUCGUGCAUGGCUGGGUUGUGGGCGGCCAGCCAUCACCGUCAGAGCCAGAGACCACAGUCGCAAAUCAGGACACUGGCACGUCAGAAGCAGGAGGCAAACUGGAUAUCGGGAGCUACAAUCAGAAGCCAGGCAUCCAGCCAGUCUUGGAUGCCAGGAAAUCAAGGAGCAGGGUGGAGCCCAGUUUAUUCGUACAGCUUCCAGCACAUCUGCUGGCAUCAGUCAGGCGGGAUUCCACCAAUCGAGGGUGCCAGCGGCUAGGGGCAGCAGGCUGGCGGCUGGCAGAACAAGCUGGCAAAACUGACCUGAAAUUGGCAUCUCGGGAUCUGCAUUUUAUCAUCACAACCACAUUUCAGUUGUCUCCGGGUGCCGGCCCAGCAGACCUCAAUAACCUCGGUUGGGCGGUGAAGGUGCUUGGCCGACGAAGCACAGUUCGAGGACUCAGGUGCGCCAACGCAUCUGUGCCCAUGACUAUGGUACCAGCUCCGUCCGCAGCUGCCCCCUCGCCGCUGGACAAAGGUGUCCCUCCCAUGACUUCUCCUUGUACCCGUUGCUACAAACACGUCCCGUAUUACACUCCUGAGGUUAGUUUCCAACCCGAGGCCUUGUCCCAAACCUCCCAGUGCACCGUCCUGUCCUCCCAUCCUGGUCUGACUUGGGGUCCUGUGUCCCGGUGCCAUCUCCCAGGAGUGUUUGUACUGCACCUCUGUGCCGGGAGGAGCACCCAGGGCCUAGUCCUUAGGAGCACUCAGCCCCGCUAGCCGGGCCUUUGCCAAGUUCAUGUGCCAGACGGUGAACUUCUAAGCAAGCGUCUGCUCUAGACAGCGCCUGACGUUGGCGCCUAGCAUGGCCUGGCUUUGCUGUCUUGCCCCAGCCCCCGUGCUCCAGGCUCUCUCUCCACUACCUCUACACCUCACUGCUUUUCCCCUGAGCCUUGCCCACCUCUCUGGCGCUUCCCGCAGUGAGUCCGCCCGGGCGGGGCUCCUGGGGAAGCCAGAAGGCCCUGCACCCCAGUUCUGCAAUCAGAUAUGACUCUCAGCCAGCCGGUAAUGGAAGGUUUAU